Molecule: messenger RNA, 2053 nt
Organism: Aspergillus ibericus CBS 121593
Lineage: Eukaryota; Fungi; Ascomycota; Eurotiomycetes; Eurotiales; Aspergillaceae
Exons: 2
Coding region: 232-1725 (497 amino acids)
Source: RefSeq, a predicted model, not a curated record
UGACUUCAGUAGCUCUCACCCAACAAUCCGAAUCAAGGCCCAAGCGAACCAAGGCCUACUCAAGAUCCAGGACAGGAUGCCGCACCUGUCGGUAUGAUUGUCGCUCGGUACUCGGCCCAUACGAUGAACUAACCACCUUUCGUGUCCAGCAUCCGCCGGAUCAAAUGUGAUGAGACCCCAGACGCAUGUAAGAAUUGUACCACCACUGGCAGGGUCUGCGAUGGAUACGACAUGCAUCGGUUACGGCCAAUCAAACGGACCAGCCCUGAGGCCGUUUGGCAUGUCAUGCCGGCCCUUGUAAAUGGCUUUUACUGGACCAUGACCUCGGACGAACAACGCUGCUAUUCCUACUAUCGAUUUGGCGUGGUGCCUGCUUUCGUGGGCUCCUUUAGCUCCCCAUUGUGGGAAAACUUGGUUUUCCAAAUGAGUUACGCAGAACCGGCCGUUUACCAUGCGGUGAUCGGCCUCAGCGCCGUUCAGCGGGCAUCGGAGGAUCAUACACCAUCGACUCCAAAAGGAAACUGGAACCGAUUUGCACUAGAACAGUUGGGUCGGUCUUUUGCACUACUCAGACGUCGCAGCACCUCCCAAGACCCUCAACUGCCAAUGGUCACUCUGACCUGCUGUUUGCUUUUUGUUGCCCUGGAAUUACUACAGGGCCAGUAUGAAGUCUCCUUUACACAUCUACGGAACGGCCUGGACAUCAUCAAGAGGCUCAAGGCGCAUCAGCAGCUUGUUCCAGGGGCGUUUGACAAGUCUCCGGUGGAACAAUGCUUGGUGGCUGCUUUUGCGCACAUGGAUAAUCAGGUCGCCUAUUUUAGAACAGGCGAGCCAACCCUAGAACUGGAUGACUGGCUGGAGGGCUAUUUGGCCAACAAGGUGGCAUUCAGAAGUUUAGGGGAGGUGCGCCAGACUCUCGAGCCCCUCCUGGGCACUAUUGUCCGAUUUGUGACCCGGUCCGCCAUGGACACUACCUCGGACCAUAAUAGCGUACUCCUGCCCAAGCAGAGGCAUCUGAUGUCCCAAUUAAAUGUCUUUGCCCGGUUAUUCGACUCCUUCCGCAAGACCUCAUACGCGACACUCAAUCCAUUCCAGCAAAUAGGAACCGACCUCUUAUUGUUAAGACAGCGCACUCUAUUCCUGACCCUCGAAACGUGUCUCCUACCCUCGGACGAUCUCUCCUCUGACAAAUACAACCCACAAUACAAAGACAUCGUCUCAACUGCCGAAAUCCUCAUGCGCAAAACCAUCAGCGACGCCAGCCUCAGCGUCGACAUUGGCCUCAUCCCCCCACUCUGUCUCGUCGCUCUCAACUGCCAGGACCCAACCCUCCGCUGGCGCGCCAUCCACGCAGUGCGUUCCUGGCCCUAUCGCGACGGACCAUGGGACUCCUGUCGCUUAGCGCGCAUCACAGUGGAGACCAUCAAAAUCCACUCCUAUUCCCGGGAGAACUGGCACGAGAAUCAAGAUAGACCAACCCUCUCACCAAACGGACUGCUUCCGCGCAAUAAUUGGGUCGUGAUCUCCCCAGAUCAUCGUCACGGGUGUAUACCCUACACAGUCGCAGGAGUCCGAAAGUUCUGGUGGUUUAGUUUCCACGAUGAGGACUUGAACUCUUCGACUGGUUUGGUGCUUCGUGAUGUUACCGGCUGGACCCCUAUCAUCGCUAGUGGACUUGAUUUUCGACCGCCGGGUCAUCGUUCAGGAGAUGUAGAAAAUGUCUGAAGUGCCCCCGUACACGAAAUACUAACCCGCUUACCCUCUGCAUACACCUCUGGGACAUCACUGCAUCCAAAUGGUCAUACAAACGGGCAUUGGGGGCUACUACCUAUAUAAACUCUCCCAAUAGAACGAAAGAAAUAAUGACAAUGUGAAGAGUGCGAUCGAUCGAGGACCUACACUCUGGUCGAGAUAAUCCAUAGACAAAAUUGUGUACCUGCAAAAAGCGGGAGAUCUGCAUCCUGAGGGAACAGAGAUCCGCAGUGAGCAGGGGAGACCAAAGCAAGGCACGGGGUCAGUCUUGGCAUGGCUUUCCUUAAUCUCGAUUCUGAAU